GUGUCAGGGAUUGUGGGGAGCAGGGGGGAGGGAGCUGGGUCAGUCAAUAGUGAGGUAAAACGUGUGGUGGGAGGGGCCGACUUAAAGGCAGCAGACAAGCAAUCCAGCAUAGCACUUUCACUUUGAGCCGACUGAGGAUACACAGAGUGAGUAGUGGCCAGAGGGAGAGAUAGAUAAGAGUAAGGCCAGUGUCUCUCCUUUUUCAUCCAUUAACCAGUUUCGAGGGAGAAAGGAGUGGUUCAAAUUAGGUUGUUCAGAAAGAUUCUAGGUCAGUGGUGAGGAGGGGAAAGGGAAAGAGAUAUUUUUUUAAAAAACAAACAAAAGCUUACAUAGGGAAAAGGCUGCAGCCACUCAGGCUUAAGUGGGGAAAUCCAAAGUGGCGUGAGAGGAUAAAUGAGGCAUUUUUUUGGGAAAUACCAAAGGAACUCAAAAGGAAGGAACGUAUAAGGGAUGUCCACAAGGAGACUACGUAUCAGGCUGUAAAGGAGAAGAGACACAGCAACGCACUCUGUGUCAAAGCCCUCAAGAAAACCACAGAGGAGGAACUUUGCCUUUCACAGACUGAUACAGAAAGCCAUCUGCAGAGUGAUUGCUGUCAACAAGAGAAAUGGAGAAGUGUCCAUUCUUAGAAAGAUAAAAAGGAUGUCACUGCCAGUUUUGCUGUUGCUAUCACUCUUGACUGUCCAGUGUGGUGGUGGAUGUGACUUUGAAUGGCAAAGUGUGAAAAACAUUCAAAUGACUAUCGACUCCAAUCCGACUGGAUUUCGGACCGUAUUUCCCAAGGAUUACUAUGUUGUGCACCACUACACAAAAAACAUGCUAUGUGACACUGAUCCGUGCUGUGUAUACCCUGCAGCAGUAGUCCUCCUGGAUUCCUGGCAAGUCCUACUCAGAAACCUUUGGGAUGAGCACAUAAAUCACUCCUUAAUCCUCGACCUGAAGCAGACACUGGAUAAAAUUAUAAGAAAGAAUAAAAAUACAGAGAGCUUCAUGGAGGAGACGGACCUGGCUAUGUUCCCCACGUUAUCUUCCUCUCCUGAAGAACUCCUCAACCUAACAUCAGAACUUUUCAAGCGGUGGCUCGACGUUGGAUGCUCACCUCUGAUCGAAACUUGCAUCCUGCCCACUUUGCCCCCACCUGUGGAGAGGAAGGACUACGGCCCAUCGAGGGCCAGACUCUUGACCACCAGAGCUAUCAGUGAGAAGGAAGGACAGCCUGACAAGCUGAUGGACAGUACACAGCCCUCAUCCAACAGUGGUCCUCCGUCCUUUUCGUAUUACUCUCCUGUCUGGAGCCCCUUGCUAUUCAGACUCUAUUGGUGGCUGUUGCCAUAGUUACUAAAGAAAAGGAUCUUUUCGAUGAUGCACACAAAAUGCAAGACAUUUCCUGGCACUGAAUGUUUGUUUUCUUAUAUUUGUGCGUGUGUGUGUGUGUGUUUUAAUGCAGUAAGCUUUUGUUAAUAUGAAGUGAUUUGCACCGGUUGCAUUUAAUGUCCAAAAAUAGUUCACAUAGCUAUCACUGUCCCAACAGCAACAACUGAUAUCACACAUAUAAACGUAUAGCCAUCCCUCUCUGGAGCAAGCCACAAGCUCCAGCUAGCUAUGCUCCUUAUGCUAACUAAAUGGAUGCUGAGCAAGCCAAUGCACAUAAGACAUCAUCUGUUGAUGUGGAAUUCUGUUUACAAUGAUUGUUAUAUAAGUGUAAGAUAUUACAGUCUAUGAGCGUCUACUUUUGUACAUAAUUGUAAAUUAAAACAUUUAGAUAUACACAUUGUUAUUGUGUUGUGAUGUAAAAAAAAUAAUAGCUUUUUUUUUUGGUUUAACUUACCAGGGUAUGAUAUCCCCAAAGGUUGUAAGCUAUAUUUAUUGUGUUGUAAGGGAAGGUAACUAAGUACAAUUUUGAGGUACUUUACUGGAGAAUUUCCAUUUUAUGGAGGGAAAUAUUGUAAAUCUGGAGUUACUGGUUACAGUUAUGAUGGAGUGUUACACCAAACAGUAAGUCAAUAAAAUUAGCAUCAAUGCAUCAGCAGUACUAACUUAAUGAAGUUAUAAUGCAUUCAGUACUUAUCGUUUUACUAACAAUACUUUUACUUUAGUAUAAUUUGACCUGUAACACACAUGGCAUUGCUAUUUUUUUUGCUUCAGUAAACAAUCUGAGUAUUCCCUC
Molecule: messenger RNA, 2167 nt
Organism: Larimichthys crocea (large yellow croaker)
Lineage: Eukaryota; Metazoa; Chordata; Actinopteri; Sciaenidae
Exons: 5
Coding region: 643-1335 (230 amino acids)
Source: RefSeq, a predicted model, not a curated record